Molecule: messenger RNA, 2973 nt
Organism: Ornithodoros turicata
Lineage: Eukaryota; Metazoa; Arthropoda; Arachnida; Ixodida; Argasidae
Gene: HPS4
Product: BLOC-3 complex member HPS4-like
Exons: 12
Coding region: 152-2692 (846 amino acids)
Biological process (GO): melanosome assembly; vesicle-mediated transport; protein targeting
Cellular component (GO): cytoplasmic vesicle; lysosomal membrane; BLOC-3 complex
Molecular function (GO): small GTPase binding; guanyl-nucleotide exchange factor activity
Source: RefSeq, a predicted model, not a curated record
UCAACAGCAAACGUUGAAUGCGCCACAAAGGUGCAAUCCGAUAUCAUUGUGCCGUUACGUUAUUGGUUAGAAAGGCCAUGGAAAGGCAAUCUGAAGUAUAACGUAACAUGACUGCGGCGAAAGGUUCACAGUUCGCCCGGAAGUGCGCGCAAUGUCUGCCGCAUGCCCCUUCUGGCCGCAGGGACAUGUCCUGCACUGGGUGGAUGAUCCUCUAAUGACGACUUCGUGGGAUCUUUCGGGAAGCUGGAAUUCCUUUUGGAGACGACUGUCAAGAAACCGUCGUGUCGAAGAGCGACAUGACAGGCCAAAGCAGCUUCCAGCACCAUACACAUACGCAAGUAACCAGAUAUUCUUCGUGUAUGACUUGCAAAAGUGCACCAGCGAAGAAAGUGACCCGGAUGAUGGCAUCGUUUAUUUUUAUCCCCCGCAGACAGACACAGUCGACAGGUACCACCUUUGUCUGCAACUCGUUGGCAUGGCUCACUUCUUCGACGAAACCUUCAGCGUUCCUGAAGUUGUAACGACGAUAAGUGGGAAGUAUGCGUUGCGCAGGCUUGAGUCUUAUGUACUGGUUGUCGGUGGAGCAAGGGACCUGCAUACCUACAUACUGCAACAACAGAUAGACUGCCUUCUUAACAUGUUCAAGUUCUAUCACAGGGACAUCAUCACACUGAAGGAAGCAUGCCUCACAGAUCAACAUUUCCUGCGGGCACAAAAAGAAUUCUGGCAGUGCAGCUUACCACUAAGUCGUUGUUUUGAGGACAAGCUUUCGAGGAUGUUCCGUGCUGUGACUGUUCUAAAACUGCCAGAGUGUGCUUCCUCAAUAUAUGCCAAAGGAUAUAAACUUCUUGAAAAGUUCCAAGAGUAUGAUACUGUUUUGGCUGGAAGCAUUUUCUACAAAAACAAGGUUCUGUCAAGUCAACUGACUCCGGAGGUAACGCAACUGGUCCAACUAGCAGCGGUCACAAGCAGCAGGUUUGCCAUGCAAGAUGCCGAACUGUACAACAACCUUCCGCCCGGAACACAGCUGGUGUACGUGUAUUUACCUCGACACGCCCUUGCCAAGUUGGCAGAACUCAAUCCACAAUCUCAAUCAAGAGACUCUGGGCUGCAUAAGUACAAAGAUGAAAGAAAGUCCAGCAGCGAAUCCGUAGCUGGCUAUCUACUUAAGCCAAGUACAAGCAUGGAAACUCCUACUGAUUCUGGCCACAGAACAGAAGGAAAAAGUGGGUGCGAAAGUGCAUGUGCUUCACCAUUGCAGCCGUUGCCUCAAAGUAGCGAGUUUAAUGAAGAGAGCACAUCUCAGGAGACCACAGUCGUGGGAGCGCAAGGCACUGUUGACAGCGACUUCAUCUCGGACUUUGAUUCGGAGAAAGAUUUGAAAGUGAGGACUGAAAGGCCCGUUCUCUCACCACACAUCUCUGAACUCAGGCGCUUGGCCAACGAGUGUCUUCGGAUAACGGAAGAAAGGAUGCGGCAGCAACAGUUAAGGAGAAGGAUGCGUCAUAGAAGAAGAAAAGUGCCGAGGAAAGCGAUCUCGUUGCAGGUACCAUCGCACGUACAAGAUGCAGACACUAACCUUAACUUACGCCACAAAGUGCAGUCCUCAACAAAUAACAGAGCUGAGAACUGUUUCGAUACUAAUCCAUUCGCACUCAUUCUAGAGCAGCAAGAGGGCUUUCCUUCUUUGUAUCAUCAAGACUUCUCUGUGUGUUACGGUGGUCUCUGUGACAACGCUAACGGCUCAGAAACUGGUAACAGCGGCACCCCGUGGAAGAGUAACGUCUCCAAGCUAGGGUGCGUUCUUUCAAAACUAAGGGACUUUGGUUCGGCCGUGAUGAAUGUGCGGCCGCGUGUUGUGACUAACCCAACAACACUAACCGCGUCGUCGAGAAAACACUCCGGGUUCGUUGACGUUGCAGACGGCGAGUUAGACAUUAAAACGGCACACGAGGCUAUAACGAAUAGUUCCGACGAACUCCCACCUAUAGUUCCUUUCCAGCUCCUUGCGAUGACGGAUGAACCGGCUGCAUCAUCUUCAGCGCAAGACUUCAUGCCCAUGCACGAAACGAGCAUCAGUACAUUACACAGGCCCUCGAGCCGGACACUCCUGUCUGGGGAAGCUGGGAAUUCAAAGAGGUUACGGACAGGUCUUAAUCGCGCUUCAACAUUGCGGCACUCUGCUGGCAGUGAACUCGGUCAUGAUGUCUGUAGACUCCUUCUGUAUGUGCAGAAACACUGCCAAAUGGUCUGCGUGGCUCUGCUAGAGAAUGAUGACAAAGUCGAUCAAGCUCUCAUAACCACCUUGUGGUCCACAGCGCUCAAUCAACUUGGAGGCAUUGAAGCUGAAAUAAGAGGAUGCAAACUCAGUCAAAAAGAUUCGAGUCCUGCCGAAGAUAACGAUACUACAACACUGCUCUUCAACAAGCAACUUCGUAGCUUUGGAGAUGCUCCUUCGGCAGCCUGGUGCAGCAAACCAUCUCGCGCACGUGCCUUGGGUUCCUUGCACGGAGACGUUUCUACGAAUGCAAACUUGCAUGCUGUAUCUGUAAGGAGCUUUGGAGAAUGGAUAAGAAGCACACAAGCAGACGUGCAAGAGACGUACAGAGUCACGGAGGAGCGCAAGGCCCCACAGUUCUUAUCGCCGGGUCAACUGUGCAAACAUCAAAAUAUUUAUUUUACUUCCACGUAACUUAUUUCUCAUCUUCAUGUCUAUUCAUGUAACAUAGUUUUAGACUUGUAUUUUAUGGUUGCAUGUCUGUAUAGAAACACAUACUGUACCCUUUCUGAAUUUAUUGCGGGACAAAAAGCUUGUUUUACCAGAAGCAGCUUGCAUUUAAGCAUGCCGUAACGUGACGUAGUGAUUUUACCAGACGUCAGUUUUAACAUGUUUUUUAAUAGAUUAUUGCGAAGAGCUAUGACGCCCGGGCAGGAGAAUGAACUAGUACGGUCAAUAAAAUAGAUACAAAGGUG